AUGCGCCGCUGUCCCCACGGCAGCGCUGACCAUUUGUACCAUUCCACUUACCUUCACAUCGACUUCCUGGCGCACACCCUCAGCAACGUCAGCAACGCCCCCGUAUCCCUCCCAGCCUUUCCCACGGAGGGCUCAGUUCGUCCGACCUCAGACGAGUCCGCACCCUUUGCCAACUCUGGCGACAGUGCCGAGCGUGCCCUCCGUCGCAUGGCCGGCGAACCUGCAGCACUAAUUGUCGUAGACCCCGCUGGCGCUAUUUUUACCGACCCACGGGCCGUUCGCUCGAUCGCAGCGGCCAUUUCUGCCCUACAUCAGUGCACAAAUGCCAAGGACCCUCAGGAAGAACGCCAGGAUGAGCAGCUGGUGCCUGCCGCCGCUGGCGGCGACUGCGGCGCAACCGCCCCAGCUGCAGGCUCUCAGCCGUUGCGCCUCCAACUCGCCUCCGCACUGGACGGUGCCGAUUGGGCACCUGUAAUAGCAGCCUUUGGCCGAGCAGCUGGGCUGCUGCCGGACGAUCCGGCGGCGGCGCGGAUUGUCUGUGAGACGAUCCUGGAGUCGGCGCAGCAUCAGCACAACGCCCUUGUGCCCCUGCUUCAUGCCUUUUGCAGCCGUGCUAGCUUCUCACUUGAGGCCGAAUGCGGGUGCUGUGUCGCUGUUGGCAGCGUUGGCCCCGUCGUUGUCGUACCGACAGCCGCUGAUGUUACCAUGAACGACGGCGUCGGCGGCGUCGGCGUCGGAGUUGGUGACUGUUUGCCGCCAGUUCAGCGGCACGUGCUGCCGGGGCAGAUUGAGACAGCGGAGAAUCUGGCCAUGGCCGGAGGCAGCGGCGAUGAGGAUUCGAUCAACGGGGAUGCGGAUGGCGUGGGCGGUCGGGGGCACGGGCCAGACAGUCAGAGUGGUAUCACCAGGUUCGCACGUGACUUGUUUCGGGGGGGCGUGCUGCCGCCCACAUCGCCGCCGCCGGCGGUGCCGCCCGGCGAUGCCGACGCGCUUUACCUUGCCCGCCGGUCGCGUUCGCUGACGGAGAGCGCCAUCACAGUCUCCACCGCCUCCGCUCGCCAGAAGCGGUUGCCUGGCCGAAGCUCCAGCUCCGCACUUGCCGGGGCUGCGCCCCCGAUGAUGCCGUCGGCGGCGUCUGGCGGCGGGAGAGGCGGUGCCGAUGACGGCGCCCCGAUCAGCGGCGUCUGCUCCUCAUCACUGCAGCCAGGCUCCGGCGCUUCGGCGCCCGCGCCGUACAGCAUGCGUGGCGGUGGCGCCCUCAGCGCCGCGAGCUUUCGGGUCCCAAUCACCAGCGGCAUCAUCGCCUCGAGUGCCGCCGCAGCCGGAUGCCUAAGCAACACCAACACAGCCGCCGCAGCUGAAGCGCGGCAGGGCUCCACGUGCAGCUACAUGCACUACGCAUCCGCCAUGGCGUCGGUCGCCUCUUCAACGGCUGGAUGUUUAGGAAGCAGCAGCCACCUGCUGCCAUUUGCGGUGGAGGCCGCGCGGCGAUACGCGGCACUGCUGGAGGCUGUUGGGCUGUGGGCCACCGCGAGUGGCGUGUUGGAGGCGUGCCUGUGCUCGGUUGGCGAGUGCUGGGGCCAUCGCUCCAGUCGCAUGGCGGCGCUGUUGACGCAGCUAGGCCGUCUGCAGCAAAUGCAAGGGCUAUAUCGGAGUGCGGAGGUUACGUGGCGGCAGGCUUUGGAGGCCUUGGAGAGCGUCUACGGCCCCGAUGGUGUGCCAGUACUCCAGUGCCGUGUAGCGCUGGCGCAGGUCCUUGCGGCGCUGGGAGAGCAGGAGGCGGAAACCAUGAUGCGCGGCGCGCUGGCGGCGUUGGAUGCCGCGUUAGGACCUACUGCGUCGGAGACGCUGGAGGCGCGGGCGGCAGUGGGGAGCUAUCUGACCCAGAACGGCCGCUGGUCCGAGGCGGAGGUGGAGUACCAAGCGCUGCUGCAGACGAUGGAGGACGCGCCUCCACCGCCCCCGCCGCCGCCGUUGCCGCUGCCGCAGCAUCAGGAGACGCUGCAACAGCAGCACGGAGCGUCGGAGAUCUUAUCAACGACUGUGGAAAGAGCAGCGGUGGCGGGGGGGGUUCCGUCGGCGCGGGGGCUGCGGCAGGGCUGCGGUAGUGGCGGCGGCAGCGGCGGCGCGGUAUCGUCCCCGCAGCACCGCGGCGUGUCGCGAGCGCUGACGACGACGCAGCAACAGCAGCAGCAGCUCCUUUCCGGGCCGGGCUUGGGCCUGAGUCCGGGGCCGACGGAAGGGCCGAACAGCAGCAGCGCCGUUCCGUCGUCAGCGGCGGCGAGGCCGGCGUUGAAAAAGUCGGAUUCGCGUUGUCGAACGGCCUGGGGAUCCUAUCCCGAAGCAAUGGGAGCGGCCGCUCCCAACGCCGCCGCCUCAGCGUCGUCCGCUGAUACUGCAGGUAUUGCAUCACUUAUGAUGCCGUACAGUCCUGGUUACGGAGCUCGUGCUACCGGCGCAUCCGGUGUGAGCGUGACAUUCCACCGCCAGGUUUUGCCCCCGCUGUCGUCUUCGGCGGAUAAUAUCCCAUCCGCCACGUACCCAAUCACUCUCCCGCUGUCGGGGGUUCUCGCAGGCCCCCCUCCCGGGCUGCCGCUGCUGCCGCCGCUAGGCGGCUACAACGGCGGCAGCGUCACGACGGCCGCCGUGGAGGCCUCGCCGUUGAGCAGUUCUGUUGCCGGCGGCGGCGGCGGUGGCGGUGGUGGCCACAGUGGCCUAGGACCCGGAUGCGCUGAACCAGUGGCUUGGAGCGCUGCGGCCGCCACGUUGGCCGACGUCGUUGCUGCCAUACACCGCGAGUACGGCGGCAUUAACGAGCUGUACGAGGGUAUGCAUUUGGCGGGUCCGGAGGGUUCUACAGCAGCGGACCUCGCCGCGCUGGCGGCGGUUUGUCCGCGGAGCGGUGCUUGCAUCGCCGCCGUCGUCAAUGUACGGCGCCUGACGGACGCAGCCGCACUGUACGAUGCAGCGCUAGCGACGCGGCGUGCUGUACUCAGCGCUGCACACCCUGUAAUGAUAGACCUGCAGCUGCAGUACGCCAGGUAUCUCAGUUCGGCUGGGGAGUACGGCCGCGCCGAAACCGUCUGUCGUGUUGCUCUAGAACAGCUCAUGUUCAAACCGCCGCCUGGUCCACCUCUGUGGCGGCAAGGAGCUGGUUCCGAAUCCGCCGACGGUGAUAGCGCCGGCGGCGGCGAUGGCAGGGUCGGCCGCCACCCAGCGGAAGUCCGCGUACGUCAAACGCUAGGUGUCGUACUGGCAGCGGCGGGCUCGCUUGCCGCUGCCACGGCGCAGCUGACCGCCGCUGUGGAUCUCGCGGAGAAGCUCGUGGCGACUGGCGACAUGGCGCCGGCUGACGCGCGCCGCAUCGAGGCACUUGACAGUCUUUCUGAAGUGCUGUGGCAGCGCGCGCAGUCUACACACGCCGCCGCUGCAGCGGAGGCGCCGCCGCCGGCGUCGUCGUCGUCGUCGUCAAUAAUGCAGGCGGGCUCGGCGCCAUUCGCCUCCCGCGCCGUGGAGUGCAAGCGCCAGGCGCUCGGGCUGACGGCGGCGGUGCGCAGCGAGCGGCACGAAAGUGUGAUGAAGGGCUGGGUAGCCCUGGGUCAGAUGUUGGAGGCGGCGGGUGACCUGGCGGCGGCGGAGCGUGCGUACGAAUGCGCGGCGGAAGUGGCGCUCCACCGUCACAGCCGUCUGUCCGCGGCCACCAAGGCCAUCUUCCGCCAGCUCCAGCGGGUCUAUCAGGCGCAAGGCCGCACCGCAGAUGCCCAUGUACUGGGGCACAUGUACCGGCUCAAGGGGGGGCUGCUGUCGGCGGCGCCGCCUCCCCCGGCCGCGCCCGUACAAGCCCAAGCGUGA
Messenger RNA from Volvox carteri f. nagariensis, 3852 nucleotides. RefSeq lists its product as uncharacterized. Gene Ontology annotation, molecular function: protein binding. The transcript is spliced from 3 exons. NCBI's taxonomy places the organism in Eukaryota, Viridiplantae, Chlorophyta, Chlorophyceae, Chlamydomonadales, Volvocaceae. The coding region runs from base 1 to 3852 and encodes 1283 amino acids. The record is from RefSeq and is a predicted model, not a curated record.